Molecule: messenger RNA, 477 nt
Organism: Lodderomyces beijingensis
Lineage: Eukaryota; Fungi; Ascomycota; Pichiomycetes; Serinales; Debaryomycetaceae
Source: the annotation of a GenBank genome assembly
AUGAUGAUGCUCCAACAACGAAAACUAACCAGCCUCCUAAACAAAAUCCUAACCAACCCCACCCCAAACAUCACCCCCAUAUCAAUCUCAAUCCUCUCGCAAGGUUCACCCCUUCUAACGCUAUCGACACCAACGCUAACGAGCGACCAGCUCCGCAUAUACGCCUUGUUCGCGUACUCGGCGCUCGAUCAAGAGCAAAAAUGGACCAUUGUGGAUUUCGGCAGGGGUGUCAAGUGCAUCAUAUCCCGUUUUAGUCCCACGGGGGAUACUUUAUCUAAUGGAAAUGACGCACAUGAUGCACACGAUGGACAAAGUUCCGAGAGUACAUUUUACGUUGUGUUGUUCUAUCACGCGGGUGAUGAUGAUGAUGAUGGCGAUGGUGGUGAUGUGGCUGAUUCUGUCGCCAAGUUGAAGGUUGAUUGUUUGGUUGAGGCGUUGAAGGUUGGAUUGCGGGGCUACGUUGGUGUUGAUCACUAA